Lachancea nothofagi CBS 11611 is the source of this 1602-nucleotide messenger RNA. The record is from the annotation of a GenBank genome assembly. Lineage: Eukaryota; Fungi; Ascomycota; Saccharomycetes; Saccharomycetales; Saccharomycetaceae.
AUGGGCUACAAGUCAAAUUUUAGGAACACGUUUCUGGUAGACGUACUCGAAAGAGCUGGCUUGGUCAAGCUUGAACCAAAUUUCUUGGAGCAGGCUGUUUCAUCAGAUGGUUCUAAUGGGAGCAAGGAUUCCGAGGAUCUGGAGGCUUUCGCAGAGUCCGGUUCUGUGCAUCACACUAACUUUGAUGAAAAAGAUCCGUUUUUAGUUGACUGGAAUGGCCCAAAUGACACAGAAAACCCUUUGAACUGGGGCCGUGGUAAGAAAGGAUUGGUGGUUUUUGAAAUGAUGCUGCUUACGUGCGCUACGUACAUGGGGGCAUCGAUUUACACACCUGGUCAGCAGGCCAUUCAGGAAGAGUUCAAAGUUGGCCAUGUUGUGGGAACCCUCAAUUUGUCACUGUACGUGCUGGGCUAUGGUCUCGGACCAAUUAUAUUUUCCCCUCUUUCUGAAGUUGCCAGUAUCGGUCGUCAGCAAAUUUAUAUCAUUACGCUAUUCUUUUUCAUGAUUUUCCAAGUUGGUGCAGCUACGGUUCAUAACAUUGGAGGCUUGAUAGUCAUUAGAUUUAUAUCUGGUGUACUCUGCUCUCCUUCUCUGGCAACCGGCGGCGGUACUAUGGGUGACAUUAUCAGACCUGAAAUAGUGUCAGUUUUCAUUGGAUUAUGGGCCAUUGGUGCAGUUGCAGCGCCGGUAGUUGCUCCUCUUUUAGGGGCAGCAAUGGUUGUGGCUAAAAACUGGAGGUACGUUUUUUGGCUGCUCAUGUGGAUUAGUGCCACAACCUUAAUACUGCUGGUUGUGUUUUUCCCAGAAACCCAGCACCAAAAUAUCCUACACAGACGUGCUGUUCGCAUGAGAAAGCAGACAGGUGAUAGCCGGUACUAUACCAAACAGGAACGGAUCGACUCUGAAAUAAAGCCCAAAGCCUUCAUGAAAGAGGUCUUUAUACGCCCCUUUUUGAUAAUGGCUCUAGAGCCAGCAGUCCUCGCAUUUGACAUCUACAUCGCCGUGUGUUACGGUGCAUUUUACCUCUUUUUUGAAGCCUUUCCAAUUGUAUUUAUCGGCAUUUACAAUUUUACCUUGGUGGAAAUGGGGUUGGCUUAUAUGGGAUUCUGCGUGGGUUGUGUGAUUGCAUAUAUCGCUCUUUUGAUAUACCUUGCCACAUACAUCGGUCCCAAAUUUAAGAAUGGUACCUUCAAGCCCGAAGACUUUCUCCCUCUAUCAAUGGCUGUCUGCUGGGCUUUGCCGUUUUCGUUGUUCCUCUUCGGGUGGGCUGCUCGAGUUCACUGGAUAGUACCCAUCAUCGCAGAAGGGUUUUUUGUUUUGAACGUUUUUAACUUGUUCCAGUCUGCAUUUGCAUAUUUGGCGAUAAGCUAUCCGCGAUAUAUUGCUUCUGUUUUUGCCAGCAACGGUUUUUGCCGUUCAGUUUUUGCUUGUGCGUUUCCACUGUUUGGUACGGCAAUGUACAACAAUUUAGGCAGCGAAAAAUACCCAGUUGCAUGGGGAUCAUCUAUCAUUGGCUUUUUUUCUAUCGCACUGGCAAUUAUUCCAUUUGUGUUUUACAAGUAUGGACCCCAGAUGCGAGGCAGAUCUCGCUACGCAAAUUAG